UUGUGCGAUUGUUUGUUUUUAGGAAUGAUAUAAAUGAUUUUGGCAAGUAUCAGUCGGUAUGUUUUAAUUUAAUAUCUCGAAGAAUUUACAUAAAAAGCAUGAAAGCUUGUCACUACAUUCGUACUCAUCGAAUGUAAAGUGAUAAUUCUUGAAAUUGUGCUCCUCUUUCAAAUUUUUAAGUAAUAUGAACAGUUAUCGGUAAUGUCAUGUUUGUAUUAACAAAAGAUUUUUAAAAAAUCGUUUAAAAACAUUCAUUACGUACUGUUUGUAGUGCUGUUGAUUUCUGGGCCCUGGUUAUGAAUAUUUAAAAAAUGUUUACCGUUUCCAAGAACAACAGAAUGGUAAUUUAAAAAUGUACCGGAAUCGUAAAGUCAUCACAUAUGAAAACAAUACAUUUAGUCGUCGUGUUAUGUUUUUAAUCGGUCUCGGUUACAAACGUUCCCGCGGGCCUCUGCAGAUGUUAAUAAACUAAAAAAAACGUGUAUUAUCCCUACAAUGGUGUUCCUUUGUUAGUCUGUCUUCUCUAAAGGCAUUACGUACAUAAUUAUAUAUGCAGUCCGUUAUGUUAUUUUUAAGAUUUCUUUCACGAGAAUGCUUUUGUUUAUUACAUACAGUGUCUUGCGUUACUCACUUAUGUGUCAGAAUUCACGUGUCGUGAAUAUAUACAUGUAUGUAAUUUACAAUGACCCGUAACUUUUGAAUAUGGCGAUAGGAUACGAGUGAGGUUUUGAAUGCACACUUAUUCGGUUUAAACUCCUCAGUGGUACGUUUGCCACAAGCCGCUUCAAGGCGGUGCCCCGCUUUCUUCCAUUACUUUUUGUUUGUUCUUGAUCUCUAAUAGUUUUAUUUUGUCUAAGUAUGUUGUGUAAUUUUCAAUUUUUUUAUACAUACUUACAUACACCGCUGUAGUGUAUCGUUUUGGAGAGGCUGCAUUUCGGAGCGCGGCUCUUUCCUAUUUGAUCUAUAUCAUGUAUAUGUGAUGUAUGGUAUCUGAAAUAUGCCACGAAUUGUCGCCAUCGCUCUCAAUUGUUUAUGCAGAAAAUGAUAAUUUGGUCAAAAUAUGACUUGAAUAUUAUUUACCUUAUAGAGAUAGCAUUGCUAUAAUUGAAUAAAUAUGUGAGUGGCGGGGAACACGUAUACUAAAAUAUGUAUACUUUUGAAUUGUAUUAAUGUAAUAGAAUUCUGCGUAUCUUUUUAUUUGCAUUUACUUUGUGUUUUGUAACGUUUAUUUUCGUAUAAAGAGUAUUAGUGCAAUAAUGGCAAAAGGCGCCCUUGGCGUCAUUCACCAAAACAUACAACAAUGGCAUCGUUCGAAAAACAAAAUCUUUCCAGUUUGGCAUUCAUAUUUAAAAAGAAAACUAAGUUAUAGCUAAAACUCAUUUUCUGAGAGUAAAGAUUAAAUAUGAACCGACAUGACUGUGAUUUAUCAUUGCAUUCAAUGAUAGUUUAAAUUAAAUUCUAAUAUGCUUGUCUUUGUUAAAACACUCUUAUGCUAGAAUAACGUCGCGUUAACGUGCGGUGACGUCAAAGUUUUUGUUGCGACCAAGAAAGAGCGCUUCUAAAUUUUAUGUACUGUUUUAAAUGAAGUGCAUAUUAGAAUCGAAAUAAUUUAAAGCAAAAUAUUUAUACACUCGGGCGAUAAUACGUCGUACAAAUAAUUUCACUCGGGCUGUGUCCUCGUGAAAUUAUUACGCCCGACGUAUAACCGCCCAUCGUGCAUAAAUAGUGUUAAACACUCUGUUGCUAUAAAUUAUUUCUUAAAUAAGGUACUGUAUUUUAUCGGAAGAUGAAUUACAAUUAAUCUUGGACGGGUCUUUUUGUUGACAUUUAUUUUGAUUGUCAGAUGCUCCUUGAAAGAAAACAAUUACUCUUUAUAGCAAGAUACUUGUAAGAAUGUAAAUAUAUAUAAGGAUUGUGCUUUUACACUGGUAUUAACCACAUUGGGACUUCUUGUAAAUUAUCCAACAAUUGCUAGGGCGAGUCAGAUCUUUAAUCCUUAUGUACACUCAUUAACAUAUGUUUGAAAAAGAUGACGGUAAUCAGGAAACAAAUGUCUUCAGAGAAUUUUACCUGAAAUAUUCUCAGAACCCGCCUAAGAUUAAGUAGAUACACAAUUUGACAUGUAUAUUGCUAAACAGAAUGAGGGUUGCUUCGCCUACACCAAUUUGCUGUGAAUAUCCUUAUGCCAUCUCGUGCACUACAAAAACUUUUGCGUUUGUUGGUCUUCUUGUCCGUGGAAUAAAUUACCGUAUUUGUACAUACAGAUUACUCCAUCUUCAAAUUGGCUCGUUAAUUCACAAAGGACAUGGACAGCAGGUUAUAUUAUUGGAAACAAGGUGGAUUGGGCCUAUUUCGAAUUAUUCAUUAACGUAAUAACCCUUAUCAUGUUGGACACGACUGAUUCAGCCUUUGCGGCCAGUGUACAUCUUGAACAGUCUGAUCAAGAUAUGCACUGUUCGCUAUUAAGUCAGUACCUGUUUGUUAAGUACCCCUUUUAACAGUAAAUGGUUCUGUCCAAAUUGAAAGAAGAACAAGUUCAUUAUAGAAAUUUAGAAGGGUAAAGGUUAAACGCUGUAAUGACGAAACAUUCUCGUUAUCAAAGUUUUUUGAGCCGAUACGAUAAUUCCAUAGAUAAGUGAUAUAUAAUAAUAUCACUACAUUUAUAUAUUGCAAGUGAAUACAUAAAAUUAAGGCACACGUUCAACCUUAUAAACAGGGUGUAAACACGUUAAUUAAAUACAAUGAUUAAUGAUUGACGGGAUAAAAACGUAAAUGAUUAACGAUCGACGGCAAUCGUCCCUAAUACAGAUAUCAAAGAAAAUGACAGAAAUAUGUACAUUGCUUAUCUGAUUAUUUAAAAGCGCGAUAUAACUUAACUCAUCAAGACAUUAUUAAUUGUUGAAAGUUAAUAACUAUAAUAAACUCUGUACAUAUUUCAUUUUAAUUUCAUUGAUAAAUGAUAUUUGAUAUUAUGGCCACGCACGAAUAAUUACAUGCAAAAACGAGCUUUUAUACCUGGAUACAAUUUAUUCAGAUGAAAAGCGUAUUUUGUGUGAAAUUAUAACAUAUGAAUCGAUACUUGAACUAUAUAAUUUAUCUCUUCAUAUUUUUAACAACUCUUUGCAUCAUAAUUUACGCACAAUUAAUCUACAGCGCAGACUCUUUUAUACACUAUUGGGACCGUUUUAUUUAAUUUUCAACUAUGUUAAUACAUGCCACGCCCCCUAUUUGACAGCCGUUAUUUCAACAAGACUCAAGUGUCUUGAACCCGCCCAUGUAUUUGAUUAUUACCCGUUGUCAUGGGACGUUAUCUUAACUCUCGGGGCCACGCGCCGGGUCGAUAAGGGCAAUGAUGAUGUUACCUGGGGAAACGCACGCGCCAAAGAAUUUUCUCAUUGGCUUAACAUUUUUGUGUCACGUGCCGGGUAGAAUUAUGAAAACGGUAUAAAAGCAAGCAAAUAUUGCUAUUUUCUUCAAGAAAAUAAGCGGGAUGGAAUACAAAUAUACACGCUGAGAAUUCAUAAGAAAUUACGUUUGUUUUUAUUUACUGACUUGAAAAGAUUUAAAAUGUUAGAAAAUCUAGAGUUCGAUUAUUUUAUAGACGAUUAUUUAGAUGAUUUGUCGGAAUCAUCAUUUUCAAACACAGAUGAUGAAAUAUCAAAUUCAUCUGCGGACUUUACAAAUUUUGGUACAUACGUUUUUCAACCUGACAGUUUAGGAAAAUGCAAGAGAAGUAGAAAAAAGAACUAUCAGCAUCAGUUACAACAAAGACACGCCGCCAAUCUCAGAGAAAGAAGACGUAUGCAGUCAAUCAAUGAAGCGUUUGAAGGUUUAAGAUCACAUAUACCUACACUGCCAUAUGAGAAAAGACUGUCUAAAGUAGACACUCUAAGACUUGCAAUAGGUUACAUAAGUUUUCUGGCAGAUAUGGUAAAUUCUAGUGACUCAACCGAUGAUCCAUUCCGGAAUACACUAGAGAAUUCAAGAAAAGUGAUAAUACAUUGCCAUACUGGUUUUGGCGAGAACCCUUUUGAUACUUCAACACUAGUUGGACACUCAUUAUCUUGGAAAAGUGAGAAAUUGUCACGAGUAGGACCGGACAACAAAAUGCACGCGAAAAUUUGGCGCCCAGAAGACCCGUGCACAUCACGUGAUCAGCAAAAAGACAAUAAUAACUGUGAUAAAAAUAUUGAAAAUGAACUUUCAGGAGAGAAAAUCGAACAUAUAGAGACACAAGAAGUAAAAAUAACAGGCUAGGAAUGUAGUGUUCCUUGGCAUUGGUUGUUGACAAUCACAUUGUUUUACUAUUUAUGAUAGCAAAAAUUCAACAAGUGCAGUAAGCUGUUUGAAAUGUGUAGUUUAUAUUACACCCAAGUACAUUAUACGUAUGGUUAUAAAAAGCAUAUUAUGAUAUUAUAUGCCUGUUAUCCUUACUAAGAGAUGAAGCAUUUUAGUUGUUUGAUGAAAGAUGUUUUCGAAUCGAAUCUCUAUCACAAUAAUAACAAAUUGCUAGAUUGUUGGAUGAAAAAUCAUUGAAGCCUUUGUGUGUCAUUUCUGAAAAACAAUUACUUUUAUCCUUUUCACACGUGAAUUGUAUUACUUAUCAAAAUCAUUUGAUGAAACUAAAAACUUACGUCUACGUUCCGAAUAAUGAGUUUUGUAUAGGUUUUGUUUACAUAUUACAAGUCUGACUACCAUAUUCUCACUGAAAACAGCCUUGCUAAAUGUUGUAACAACUAAAAUUACGUAUCUUUAAUAUAUGUCAUUGUGUUAAGAAAUUGUAUUCAUUUAACUAAAUUAUACACAAACUUGUUUUUCAAAUAUUCAAAAUAUGUUUCCAUGUGAGACGGCUUUGCUUUCUUAGGUUCGGAAAAUAAUGUUUCAUGGGAAUGUUGUUUUUUUUUGCAUUAUCUUAGCAAUGUUUUUACACUACUUCUAGUCCAGUUUGUGCUAAUAACGUACCAAAAGUGUUCUAAGCUGCUUUCCUAUUAUUACUUCAUUAUUUAUGUUACUAUCGUUUUUAUAACGAUGUUGACUAUGUUUAAGAACUUGUUAAUAAACUCUAAAAUGAA
This is a messenger RNA of Mercenaria mercenaria, 5072 nucleotides long. RefSeq names its product pancreas transcription factor 1 subunit alpha-like. Lineage: Eukaryota; Metazoa; Mollusca; Bivalvia; Venerida; Veneridae. The record is from RefSeq and is a predicted model, not a curated record. The transcript is spliced from 2 exons. Gene Ontology annotation, molecular function: DNA-binding transcription factor activity, RNA polymerase II-specific; RNA polymerase II transcription regulatory region sequence-specific DNA binding; protein dimerization activity. Gene Ontology annotation, biological process: regulation of transcription by RNA polymerase II; developmental process. Bases 3568 to 4257 code for a protein of 229 amino acids.